Messenger RNA from Scylla paramamosain (green mud crab), 1041 nucleotides. Its product is annotated as armadillo repeat-containing protein 7-like. The transcript has 5 exons. Lineage: Eukaryota; Metazoa; Arthropoda; Malacostraca; Decapoda; Portunidae. Bases 282 to 842 code for a protein of 186 amino acids. The record is from RefSeq and is a predicted model, not a curated record.
AGUAUUUAUCACAAAUAUUUUCAUGGCUAUUUUGAUGCCCUAAAAGCCACAUCUAAUAGCUAUAUGUACACCAUUACUCUGAAAACUUAGCUAACCGUUCCCUAGGCGAGAUGGGACUGACGGUGUACGGUGACGGGAGGCGAAAAAACAGCAGCAGCAGCAGUUCGUGUGAGAAUCAAAGCUUCCCGGCGGCUUUGUAACUUCUCGUUGAUACUUAUGCAUGAGGGCGUGAGGGCGUGAAGGGAAGAGACGCCCACACAACCAGAGAACAUGUGAAGGGAAUGUUCAGCAGUCAUGAGCAGCUUGUGAAGCGCUCUGGCAAGAAAGGAGUGGACCGACCACAGUACCUGAAGGAGCUGGUGGAAGAAUUUCUUACCUCUGACAGUAUAGAUUGCAGAAAACAAGUUCUAGCAAAUCUUGCUAACUUUGCCUAUGACCCCAUCAACUACCAGUGGUUCAGAAGGCUGAAAAUCAUUGAUAUCUUCCUUGACCAGGCAUCUGAAGGAACAUCAGAUUUACGCAGCUUUGCCGUGGCAGGAUUGUGUAACCUUGCUCUUGAUUUAGAAAACAAGCAAUACAUUCUUAAAAAUGGAGGUGUGUCUCUGCUUCAUGAGUGCCUGCUAAUGGAAGAUGAGACAGUGGUCACCUCAGCCUUGACGACCCUCAUGUUCCUUGUCACUCCUGAGUCCAAGUCAGAGGUAACGAGUACAAAGGUAGUGAGCCAGGUGAUGAACAAAGUUAAAAGUGAUAAUCCCAGAAUUCAAAAUUUGGCCAAAAUAUUCCUCUUGGAUUACUGCACAACUGAACAAGUGAGGGAAGCAGAGGAGGGAGAACAGAAGUGAUGAGAAUACCUUGUCAUAGUUAUUUCAGAGGACUUUCUAAAUUUCAGCAUUGAGUGCAGAACCUACUUAAGCAAUCUUGCCACUUAGUACUUUUUAAAGUUGAUAAUUUCCAUGUUGCUGCUUUUGAAGCAAAGUUUUCUAAUUGGAAAUUUAAAUGGAAUUCCUCUUGUGACCUGUGGACGAUGCUUUUCUCUGAAGG